Molecule: messenger RNA, 7955 nt
Organism: Trichomycterus rosablanca
Lineage: Eukaryota; Metazoa; Chordata; Actinopteri; Siluriformes; Trichomycteridae
Gene: slc12a2
Product: solute carrier family 12 member 2
Exons: 27
Coding region: 305-3715 (1136 amino acids)
Biological process (GO): ammonium transmembrane transport; sodium ion transmembrane transport; potassium ion homeostasis
Cellular component (GO): apical plasma membrane
Molecular function (GO): ammonium channel activity; sodium:potassium:chloride symporter activity
Source: RefSeq, a predicted model, not a curated record
GCAUCACAGCUCAACUAGCCAAACCAGCUUGUAACGGGAGAACGCGCCGCGUUUAUAGAAGCGCGGGCUUUGACACGUUACUCAUCAUCGGCGUUUAACAGCAGCUGCUGAGCCGGAUGCUGGCAUCAAGUGGCGCCGGGCUGCUCCAUUUGCAUGACCGUGCGUAAAGUGGCACGAAUUCCGCCCUGCCUACUGAUACACGGAAACUAGACAAGCCAGCGUGAAGGAGCGUGGCUAGCUAACAGCGUGCCAUCAUUUCUCCGGGCCCGGUCAUCGCGACUCAUCCCGCGCUCAAGCGUUGGCCAUGUCCGCGCUAUCCAGUCCGUCCCCGGCUCAGGGUGAUGCCCAGCCGCAGACAGACUUCUUGGGCUUGAGCAGUGGCAUUGACCCCCCUGCCGGUCCAACCCCGAGUCAGAGCCGCUUCCAGGUUGAUCUGGUGGCCGAGGCGGCCGGUACUGAGCAAGAACCCGGCGCCGCGACACCUCCCCGACCGACCGGAGAUAGUACCGGAGACGGCGAGGCUAAGGGCCGUUUUCGCGUGGUGAACUUCGCGGACCCAAGCAACGCCUCGAGCCCAGAAGAAGCCCCAGGUGACGGCCUCCAGAACGGCGACACGGCCCUGAGCGAGGGCAGCGUUCACUCAUCCACCGGCGGCCAGCACCACUAUCACUACGAUACGCACACCAACACCUAUUACCUGCGCACGUUCGGACACAACACCAUCGAUGCCGUACCUAACAUCGACUUCUACCGACAGACUGCUGCCCCUCUGGGCGAGAAACUCAUCAGACCCACCCUGUCCGAGCUGCAUGACGAGCUGGACAAGGAGCCGUUCGAAGAUGGGUUUGCAAACGGUGAAGAGCUGACCCCUGCCGAGGAGGCUGCGGCCAAAGAAGCAUCCGAACCUAAAGGUGUCGUGAAGUUCGGAUGGGUCAAAGGAGUUUUGGUCCGCUGCAUGUUGAACAUUUGGGGUGUGAUGCUCUUCAUCCGCAUGACAUGGAUCGUGGGCCAGGCCGGAGUUGCAUAUUCCUGUCUCAUCAUUGCCAUGGCGACCGUCGUGACAUCCAUCACCGGAUGCUCCACCUCUGCGAUAGCGACCAACGGCUUUGUACGAGGAGGAGGAGCUUAUUACCUGAUAUCCAGAAGUUUAGGUCCAGAGUUUGGGGGGUCCAUAGGGCUCAUCUUUGCCUUUGCUAAUGCUGUGGCAGUCGCCAUGUAUGUUGUAGGCUUUGCUGAGACUGUUGUGGAACUUCUUAAUGAUGCUGGUCUCACGAUGUUGGAUCAGGUGAACGACAUCAGAAUUGUUGGAGUCAUCACGGUCAUUAUCCUUUUGGGAAUCUCAGUGGCUGGUAUGGAGUGGGAAGCCAAGGCUCAAAUUUUCCUGUUGGUCAUCUUGAUUGGUGCCAUCUUCAACUACUUCAUUGGCACAUUCAUUCCCAUGGAGUCGAAGGGAAAAUAUGGAUUCUUUGGCUACGAUGCUGACAUCAUGCUGGAAAAUUUAGUCCCAGAUUUCCGAGGAGAAACCUUCUUCUCCGUCUUUGCCAUCUUCUUCCCUGCAGCCACUGGCAUUCUGGCUGGUGCUAACAUCUCGGGGGAUCUGGCGGAUCCGCAAAUGGCGAUCCCGAGAGGAACCCUUCUGGCCAUACUUAUCACCGGUCUUGUGUAUGUAGGUGUUGCUAUAUCUGCAGGUGCCUGCAUUGUCCGAGAUGCCACCGGUAUUGAAACCAACGGCACCCUGAGUCCUGAGCUGAACUGCACCGGUCCUGCUUGUAAAUACGGUUAUGAUUUCUCCUCCUGCAAGCCCGUUGGUGUGGAAUCGCCAUGCAAGUACGGACUCCACAAUGACUUCCAGAUCAUGAGUGUGGUGUCUGGUUUCGGUCCUCUCAUCACGGCAGGGGUUUUCUCUGCGACCCUGUCCUCGGCCCUGGCCUCUUUGGUCAGCGCCCCCAAAGUGUUCCAGGCUUUAUGCAAAGACAACAUUUAUCCAGGCAUUGCCGGGUUUGGUAAAGGCUACGGCAAGAACAAUGAACCCCUGCGUGGCUACUUCCUCACGUUCGGCAUCGCCAUAGCGUUUAUUCUUAUUGCUGAGCUGAACAUCAUCGCUCCAAUCAUUUCAAACUUCUUCCUGGCAUCCUACGCCCUGAUCAAUUUCUCUGUGUUCCAUGCCUCUCUUGCCAACUCUCCUGGGUGGAGACCCAGCUUUAAGUACUACAACAUGUGGGUGUCCCUGGCUGGAGCAGUGCUGUGCUGCGUGGUCAUGUUCGUCAUCAACUGGUGGGCCGCCCUUCUGACCAACGUCAUUGUCCUGUCUCUCUACAUCUACGUCAGCUACAAAAAACCAGAUGUGAACUGGGGCUCUUCCACUCAGGCGCUGACCUACCACGAGGCGCUCACCCACAGCCUGCAGCUCUGCGGAGUCGCCGACCACGUGAAAACCUUCAGGCCUCAGUGUUUAGUAAUGACGGGAGCACCUAAUUCAAGACCGGCUCUUCUUAAUCUGGUUCACGCCUUUACCAAGAACGUUGGUCUGCUGAUGUGUGGACACGUGCGCAUUAGCUCUCGUCGGCCCAACUUUAAGGAGCUGAACAACGACACGAUGCGCUACCAGCGCUGGCUCCUCAAUAACUGUAAAGCUUUUUACACACCCGUCAUCGCAGAGGACCUUCGCCAGGGCACGCAGUAUCUUCUACAGGCUGCUGGGCUCGGCAGACUGAAGCCCAACACACUGGUGCUUGGCUUCAAGAAUGACUGGAGGAACGGAGAUAUGAAGGAUACCGAGACCUACAUCAACAUGAUUCAUGAUGCUUUCGACUUCCAGUACAGUGUGGUCAUUCUCAGACUGAGAGAAGGACUUGAUGUUUCCCACAUUCAAGGACAAGAUGAUACAUCAGGCAUGAAGGAUGUUGUGGUGUCUAUCGACAUGAGCAAAGACUCGGAUGGUGACUCCUCCAAGCUCUCGUCCAAGGCCACAAGUGUUCAGAACAGUCCAGCUGUUCAGAAAGAAGAUGAGGAGGAUGCCAAAGCUCCUUCACAGCCCCUGCUGAAAAAAGGCAAUAAAGCAAGUCCCACUACGCCACUCAACGUGGCAGAUCAGAAACUGCUGGAUGCCAGUCAGCAAUUUCAGAAGAAGCAAGGCAAAGGCACAGUGGACGUCUGGUGGCUGUUUGAUGAUGGAGGCUUGACUCUGCUCAUUCCAUACUUGGUCACCAACAAGCAGAAGUGGCAGGACUGCAAGAUCCGCGUGUUUAUUGGGGGCAAGAUCAACAGGAUCGACCAUGAUCGGAGAUCGAUGGCCACCCUGCUCAGCAAAUUCAGGAUAGACUUCUCAGACAUCACCGUCCUGGGAGACAUCAAUACAAAACCCAAGUCUGAAAGUGUGACAGAUUUUGCUCAGUUGAUUGAACCGUACAAGCUGCGAGAAGAUGACAUGGAGCAGGAGGCAGCCGACAAGCUCAAGGCUGAUGAGCCCUGGAGGAUCACAGAUAAUGAGCUGGAGCUCUACAAGGCCAAGAGUAAUCGUCAGGUCAGACUGAACGAGUUAUUGAAGGAGCACUCACGCACAGCCAACCUCAUCGUCAUGAGCAUGCCCUUGGCCAGGAAAGGGGCGGUGUCGAGCGCCCUGUACAUGUCUUGGUUGGACACUCUAUCCAAGGACCUCCCUCCUAUCCUGCUGGUCCGUGGCAACCACCAGAGUGUCCUGACGUUCUACUCCUAAGCGACUUGAUUAUCGCCAAUCCCGUGAAGCACACCUCGCCUAUAUAUUGACACUAACCACAAAUGUGCACACACAAACACAAAGGUAGCUCACCUGGCACUGUAAAUAACGAGGCCGACUGGCAGGAGGAAACCGCGGGCAUUUUCUUUUAGAAGCUCCUUCAUUCGAUAGCUCGGUGACGCCCGCCACUAAGAAAAAACUACACACAAGCUGGAGAUAUGAGAACCUGUACUAAAAUUUGCAGUCAGCAUUUUUGGCUCACAGGCGUUUGAGCAUUUCCAUGUUAUUGUUAGCAUAAUUUGCAUUGUUACAAUGAAUUGAGGAUUGUUUUUCCUUGUUUUCCCUCUUUGAAGAAGCAAUAAUCUCCCUGGGUUUGUUUUUCCACAUGGAAAAAAACCAUGCAGAAUGCUUUGCAACACCUUUUAUAGCCUUAUAGAUGUGCCUUCCAGUUCAAUCAAAUUGAAUUCCUCAAGUUGAUCCUCAAUACGAAGACGUUUUAAAGGUUUUAAAUUGGAUUUUUAAAAAUCUGAACAAUGGCAUGAAUGUCAAGUGUCUGUUCUCCAGUGAGGUUUUAUUUCCCCCCGGUUGUUUCUUUUUCAGGUUUAAGUCUUCCUUUAAACUGUGAAGGGUUUUUAGCGUUCCAAGUACAGUACCCUCACUAAUCCUGAUGUAAAUUAAAACGUACAGUGGAAGGACGCUCGGUCCUCGGAGGGCACGCGAACGGCCUGCGGCUUCAAAGCGUGCCGACUGUACGCCGUCUGUAAAGAAAGCGUCUCGAUCCGAGCGGGACACCAAAGCUGCUAAAAAGGAUGGACACAAAGAACAAUCAACCAAAUGGUGUGUAAAAAAUGCGUUUAGCCAAUUCCGCAUCGUGCAGGUCUUGAUUUUGAGAAUGACUUUGCCUUAAAGCAGAAGUAAUGAUUGUUGACUUCUAUUUUAUAAGCCAUACUGGCUGGUCGAUUAAUUAGCGGGUACAUGCAGAUGUAGAUAGAUUAAACGAUGCAUAACAGAAUGUAACGUUCAUGUUUUUUCCAUAAUCUCUUCAUUAGUUUUUGUCUUAAAGCUCUUCCAUCUAGUGGACCAUUUUUAUUUAUGAAGCAGUCCUGAACGGUAGCUAUAGAAAAGCGGGAUUCAAUAAACCACGUCAUUAUUAUUGGCAAAACGUGGACACAUUUCCAUUAAUAUUCCAGUGGACUGUUGGUGUAUCAAUUGCAUGUUAUAUUCUGGGCUUCCCUGUAACCUGGUGUAGUUCUCAAAAACCUCAUCAUGUCCAGAUCACAGUUUGUCCUUCAGAAUUUCACAAAAAGUCCUGAGAAUGUGUUUUGUCUGAUGUCUGUUUAAUGAGAUGCAGAUAUACCUCUAUGCAGGUGAACUGAGAUAAAUAUUUCUGAUUUCAGAGUCAUUUCUGCAGUGCUUUUUCAGUCUGGGUUAUUUAUUGUUAGAUGUUCUGUCAGUGGAACCUGAUUGGUUCUUUCUAAUUAAAAAAUGAAUGUUAUUCAGCCAGGUGUUCUUUCUACUGCUGCAAAUCUCCCUGAGGAAAAAAGCCUAAAAUAUUCAAAAGGAUUACUGGUCUUACUUGCUUUUUACUUAGGUCAGGUCAUCAUCAUCAGUUAUGGGCACUAUUAAGCCAGCAAGGUCUUCAAAUCUAUAAACGUACUACAGAUCUGGUAUGACUGAUUUAGGGCUAGUAUUUGAUUGAUACGGGGCUGUCACGGUGUCACAAAAUGUUGGUUACAGGAUGUUAUUUGGUAAUGUCGCAACAGGAGUUCAUUUCGAUAUAUACUUAGAUAAAUCUAAAUCCAAAUUCACAGCUGUUUUAGAGAGAACCCAGACUUAUAAUCAUGUCACAUAAUCAAGGUACUGACAUGGAACCUUCUGCUGAAUAUUUAGCUUGUAAAUCAGCUUCCUUUUUUUCCUGUUGUGUUACUUUAUAUCAGGGCCGCAGUGGGUCCUGUUCUACAGGGAAACACCAGGCCCAUAACAGGAAUUCCAUGGACAGGGCACCAGUCCAUCGCAGGACUCCAGCAGAAGGUGUUUUUGCCAAAUACAGACAUGGUCAAUGCUUUCUUUUUGACUUUUAUUUUAAUAGUCCUGGACAAUAUUUAUGUAGCAAUUAUUUAGCCUAGUUACAUUUACCACUAUCAGCUUAAAUCAAUUAUUAAUUCCAUAGACAGUGCUGGUUUGAUAUUGAGAAUGUGAAUGUUUAAAAAUCAGUAAGAAAUCCUUCUUGGAACUAGAUUAGUAUGCAAACCUUUUGAUAACUAACAUAUACAGAUAAAGCCUAUACUUUAAAGCUAAUACUGACACCUGUGGUUGGUGUCCUGCCUUAACAUAGUGUCUAAAUUAUUUUUGCAGCAGUCACUGCCUCAUGCAGUGUGUUGACCAGACUUUCGAAUGAGAAUAAUCAUGCUACUGGUACUGAUUCACCGUUGUUUAGCAAAACGUGUGACUCUGCAUGUAAAUUCAAGCUUAUUCUGCUGCAGCUCUCUGGCAUUAUCUGCCUUACCCUAAUGUGUGAUAUUCACACUAGCAGUACCAGCUCUGCUCUUGACUAAAGUAAGAAUUUGAUUCUGGUCCAGUUCCACCAGAAAGCACUGGAUGGAAGGCAGGAAUACCCUGCACAAGGUGUCAGUCCAACCCGCAACCCCCUCAGACGUUGCCAGUAGUGUCUGUAUAGAUGCCCAGCUGCCCAAUAGCAACACUGAUAUUCAAACCCAGAUGUCAGCGGUCAUGGGCUAGCGUGACAGGCCGCUGUGCCAUCCAAGCACCUGUUAGAAAUGGAGUUAAAGUUUUAAAUAGGUUGACAGAUUUCCCAUUUUCACCUAAUUCCCAUUUCAAAGCUCAUAUUCGCCAAUGCAAAUACUAAUUCUUUCUCUAACUCAUACACUUAUACAGUAACCAAUCUCAUUUAUAGCAAGUAAGUUGUAUGUGAGUGAUGGCAGCUUUAAAGAAAGUUCUAAUCCCAUUCAUUCACAGCAAAAAUAUUAGUGAAUCAGAUCAGAAAAUAUAGCAGAGCAGUACCUAUACAAAGCCAGUAUUUUGGGCCAGUGUGGGCCCCAAUAUUAUUAUUCUGCAUCUUAUUGGGACAUUCCUAUUACUAGCUACUUAGCUAGUUAUUUCUAGCAUAGGGAUUAAGACUAGUGUCAGUGUUUCGGUAGCAACUACGUGGUUGUGAUCAACACCGUGACAGCCCUGUUAAAACCCAGCCACAUUCUACACCAAACUGAGGGCAAGUUAGUUUUAUAGACUUCAUUAAAUGUAAUACAUUGCUUUACAGGUCAUAUGAAUGUAGACACUAAUGCUAAAGAGACGAUUUUAUGUUUGUCCGUGACAUUUUAUUCAUUUUAGCCCAGGCAAAUUUAAUACUGUGAUGUGUGUUGUUAGGCUCUCUGUACUAUAUAUAACUACAUGACUGCAGCUCAACAACGUGUGUUCAUCACCCAUCACCCAUGCACAAUUGAAUAUACUCCUAUUUAUAGCUAUAUAUAGUCUAGUGUGUAAACAGAUUUUGUACUUAGUACGUGUGAUACAUGUACCAACGUACCCACCACCUACUGUGCGUUUGUGUAAAGUGUAUACAUUUAUUAUAUAUAAAUGUAUAGCUACACGUAGCUGUGGCACUACAGGCUACUGUAUCAUGGGAGUGUGUGGUACUGCCAUGUGCUUCUCACAGCUCUUGUACUGUGUGUGUGUAAGAACAAACAGAUCGACGUUGUGCGUUCUUAUUUCAUGUCGAUGGAUUUCUUUCAAACUUCCAGCCCAUGUGUAGCCAAAGCCCAGUUUCUCACUGGUGGGAGCCAGGACGAACGAUCAGCAUUGUAGCUCCCACCUCUAGUUCACACUGUAUUUCUGUACUAACGUGUAAAUAUAUUCUAGCCUAACCACAUAAAAUAAGGGAGUGAAAUAAUAACGGGAAAUUAUUACGGAGAAAUUAAUAUUUAUUUUAGUUUAGAUUUCUCCCUUUUGUUUUAAAUUAAACUGCAUGAUUUGGUUUUCUUUUUGAUUAUUUUAUUUGCUCCUUUUAUCUUUUAUAAGCAUUUUAAGGAAAAGCUCUGUGAGUGUUUGAGUCUCAGCUCAAAGGUCAGGACGGAGUUCAUUCAUUCAGCCUGAAGAGUCGGUAAUGUUUUGAUAUACUGUACUGUUAAUUGUCACAAAUGUGUUUUCUAACAUUUUAACAUUCAAGGUUGCUGAUACUUUGUACAUCUCUAUUGCAAUAAAUAAAAAUCAAAUGAAAUGGCAA